AUGGCUGCAGAAACUGGUCAAGUUGAGACCGCAGAUGUUCUGAUAAAGUACAAAGCAGACGUGAACCGUGAAAACAACUUGGAAUGCAGAGCGGCGCCGUUGCACAUUGCUACUUUCAUGGGGAGCGAUUGCAUGGUGCGGACGCUGGCGGCUGCAAGGGCGCAAGUGGACAAGACGACCACUCGAGGGCAUACGGCCUUGCAUUAUGCCGCUUGGGGAGGUCAUGUGGAUGUGGCCAGAGCCCUGCUAGAGGCUGGAGCCGAUAAGCACCUGUCGGUUGGCAAUCCACGGCGUGGCAUCAAUGCAAUCUUCAUGGCAGUCAUCCAGGACCAGGAGGAUGUGCUGCAGCUGCUCUUCCAAGGCGACCAACGCGGUGCGAACUUCUGCAAUUUGCUGCUGCACGUGGCGGCCAGGAAUGGCCAGGUGCAGACCAUCAAAACUUUGUGCGAGUCGCGGUGUGAUGUGAACAUGACAGCGACCACGGAGGACAUCGCAGGUCUGGUGGAUGCUGCCAAAGAAGCGCAAUGCCAGCAUCCCUGCAACACGCCAAGCACUCUCAUUGCUUUGGAGGAAAACUUUGACCAACAGGUUGAGGAAGAACCCGAAGAAGAAGCUGAGGGAGACUUUGAGGAAGAUUUGAUUCAUGCUCCUGACGAUUGCGAGGCGUGUUACGGAGGUGGUGUUACUACUGCCCCCUGGUUAGAUGUUGAUACGCUGCAAGUUGGCUCCACGCCUCUCUUCAUGGCGGCAUACUAUGGCCACAGUGCGUUGAUUCCGAUCCUCCUGGAAGCUCGGGCCCACAUCGAUCAGCCAGACAUCUUCGGCUACGACCCUCUGUCUGCAGCAGCUGAAGAGGGGAUGCUGGAAGUCGUAAAGAUCCUGUGCCGGAACCGAGCCAAUGUGAAUGGUCCAUUUAGCAAGUUCUUUGGCAAGUGGGCUGGCAUGAGCCCAGAUCAGGUACGCGAGGAGGUGCUUCAGAACUUAGAACCGUUUGCGCGCUUCAAAGGUGUUCAGGAGCUUCAUGACAAGCUUUCAUCUGGUUCUAGUGGGGAAGCCCUGGUGCUUAUAAAUGCAUGCAAAUGCGUCCACGUGAUGAAGAACUGGUGCUUCCAAUCCAGAAGUAACUGGUGGCAAAGCGAGGUUCCACAGAUUGCACCGCGAGUCCGUCGCUUCCUGGACUGA
Molecule: messenger RNA, 1182 nt
Organism: Cladocopium goreaui
Lineage: Eukaryota; Dinophyceae; Suessiales; Symbiodiniaceae
Source: the annotation of a GenBank genome assembly